AUGUCUUAUCAUCAUAAUCAUAAUCAUAAUCUAUCUAUAAAUUCAAUGACUUCAAUUAUUGAACCAACAACUCCACCAAACAAUUUAUUAUCAAAUACUAAUAGUAAUACUAAUAGUAUUUCUAAUAGUUUUACUACAAAUUCUACUACUAAUAACACCACAAAUAAUAAAUUUCAACAACAAAAUCAACAACGUCCAAGAACUCCUCAAACUUCUUCAACUGGAACUAAUACUGCCACAAAUUCAAAUUCUACUUCUUCAACUAAUAAUACUUCAUAUAAUACUAAUCAUACCCAUAAUCGUAGUUUAUCUUUUUCAAAUGGGUUUUCAAAAUUUAAUAGUCAAAAUUUAAAUGGAAAAUCUUUAUUAUGGGAUACUUCAAAUAAAUUAAAUUCUAAUUUAAAUUUACCAAACUUUAAUAUUGAUACUACAAAUUCAAAUGGUGACAAUAAUAAUAAUGAAAUAUUUUCAACUCCUUUAAUCAUACCUCCUUCUUCAUUUACUACAAAUAACACGGAAGCUAAUGAAAAAAUUGUUACACAUAAUUUAACUAAUUCUCCUUCAUCUUCAACAAUUUCUUCAUUUCAAAAAUUAUCAUUAGAUUCAAAACCAUCAACUACAAAAGAAAAUUCAAAUCAACAAUCUAAUCAAUCAACUAUAUAUUCCAUUGAUAAUAAAGAAAAUUUUUUAAAAAAUUUAAAUAAUGGCUCAAAUUUGGGGAAUCAUGGUAUUGGUAGCGGUAACGUUAAUGGAAAUAGUAAUGGUAAUGGUGGUAACAUAAUAAAUUUUAUUGGAGAUGGAAAUUCAAAUUCAUCUGCUUCAACUCCAUCAACUACAAAUAAUUUAAAUUUUAAUGGUGGAAAUGGAGGCAAUGAUUAUUUCAAAAAUGGUCAUGGUGGCAGUGCAAAUGGUAAUGCAACAUCAACUACAACUUCAACAACUCCAAUAUUAAUACCAACAAAAAUUGAUAAGGAAUAUCUUUCAUCAAUAAAUAAAUUACCAUUAAUUCAAUUAAAAACAGAAAUUUUAAAAUUAUCAAAAGAUCAAUAUGGUUGUAGAUUUUUACAAAAAAAAAUUGAUGAAAAUUUAAUAACAAGUUAUCAAAUAAGAGUUAAUAAUUUUGAAAUAAUAUUUAAUGAAAUUUAUCCUUUCAUGUAUGAAUUAAUUAUUGAUCCAUUUGGUAAUUAUCUUAUACAAAAAAUGAUUCCAUAUUGUACUGAAUUAAAUUUAAAUUUAAUAUUAGAAAUUUUAUCAAAAAAUUUAUUUCAAAUUUCAAUAAAUCAACAUGGUACAAGAGCUUUACAAAAAAUUAUUGAUAAUUUAAAUAAUAAUUUACAAUUAAAUUUAUUAAUAAAAGGUUUAAAACCUUAUAUUGUUGAAUUAAUAAAAGAUCUUAAUGGUAAUCAUGUUAUUCAAAAAAUUUUAAAUAAAUAUAAACCAAUUGAUUGUCAAUUUAUUUAUGAAUCAAUAAUUGAAAGUUUAUAUAUAGUAGCAACUCAUAAACAUGGAUGUUGUGUAUUACAAAAAUGUUUGAAUCAUGUAACUCAAUCACAAUUAAUUGAAUUUUCAAAUUCAAUAUUAAAUUUUUCAAAUUUUUCAAAAUUAAUAAAUGAUCAAUUUGGAAAUUAUGUAUUACAAUAUCUUAUAUCAAUAAAUUCAAUUGAUAUAAAUUAUAAAAUUUUUAAAAAUUUUUUAAAAUUAGGAUUGAAGAAGUUAUGUAAUUCAAAAUUUAGUUCAAAUGUUGUUGAAAAAUUUUUAAAAAAUUGUUUUGGCAAUGAAAUUCAUUCAAUGGAUUUUCUGAAUUUAAAAUUUGAAUUAAUUUAUAAAAUUUUAAUUGAUGAUGAUUUAAAUUUAUUAAUUAAUGAUCCUUAUGGAAAUUAUGUUAUUCAAACAGUGAUUGAUAUUUUAAUUAAUUCACAAAUUAAUUAUUUAAAAAAUGAUUGUAAAAUUUCAUUAAUUUUACCAAAUGAUUUUAAUUUAGAUCAAUUAAAAAAUCAACAACAACUGCAGAGUUCUCAACAAAAUUAUUUAUUAAUUAUUAUAAUUAAAUAUUGGUUUCAAAAUUGUAAAAUUAUUUCAUCUUUUGGUAAAAGAAUUCAAUCAAAAAUUAAUAUAAUUUUAAAUAAUAAUGGUUCAUUAAAUUUUUCAUCAUCUUCUACCUCAUCUUCAUCAUCAUUACCACAAUCUUCAUCACUGAAUUCAUCAGCUUGUUCUUCUUCAUCAUCAUCAAUUGGACCACUUAAUAACAAAGUUAUUAAAAAAAGUAAUAGUCAAAUGAAUUCAAAUGGUGAAUUUAUUUCAUCAAAUGAUGUAGUAUAUAAACAACAUUUACAUAAUCAACAAUAUCAACCUAAUUUACAACAACAUUUACAAUCUUUAAAUUAUUUAAAUCAAUUUAAUCAAAAUAAUAAUACUGCCGGUUUAGAUUAUAAUAAUAAUUUUCCUAUAAAAAAUAAUUUAAAUUUAAAUAUUAGAACUAAUUCAUUACCUAAUAAUAUAUAUAAUUAUUCAAAUCAAUUGUCAAUGCAACAAUCAUCAUCAAAUAAUGGAAAUAAUAAUGUAAAUAAUGUCAAUUUUAUGAAUCCAAAUUUAUCAGGUACUUCAAUUCAUUCAAAUGGUUCAAAUACAAAUGAAGAACAUAAUAAUAAUAAUAAUGGAAGAACUUCAUCUUUUGGAAAUGGUGGAAUCCCACAACCACCAAAUGGUGUUGCUGCUGUCAAUAAUAAUAAUAUUUAUCCUUAUGUUAAUGGACCCUCUCCAAUGCAUCAUCCAUAUUUCCAACAACAUCCAUUACCACAUCCACAUCAACAACAACCUCCAAUGGGUUAUCAAACUCCUCCACCAAUUCCACCUCCUUCAUCUAAUCAACAAUGUCAUAAUCGUAAUUCAUCAGUAUCUUCAUUAAACUUACCUCAACAACAAAAUCAUAAUCAACAUUAUAUUUCAGUAAAUUCAACUCCUUCAUUUACUCCUAAUUCAAAUUAUUAUAAUACUCCACAACAACAAUAUCAAUCACAAUUAUCAACACAAUCAAUUAAUAAUGGAUUUGGAUAUUUAAAUGGAUUUAAAACAAAUAAUCAAAAUGGUAAAUUUGGAAGUGGAAAUGGAAAUAUUUAUCAUUCACAUAAUCCUUCUUGGUCAUCUACAACAACUACAAAUUCAUCAACUACAAAUACAAAUACAAAUGUAAAUAUAAAUCAAUCGAAUACAGCAGCAACAACUGCUACAACUGCUGCAUCAACAGCUAAUAAUACUACUCCAUUCAAUCAAAAUUGGUAA
Molecule: messenger RNA, 3279 nt
Organism: Lodderomyces pseudojiufengensis
Lineage: Eukaryota; Fungi; Ascomycota; Pichiomycetes; Serinales; Debaryomycetaceae
Gene: MPT5
Product: Mpt5p
Exons: 1
Coding region: 1-3279 (1092 amino acids)
Biological process (GO): post-transcriptional regulation of gene expression
Cellular component (GO): cytoplasm
Molecular function (GO): mRNA binding
Source: RefSeq, a predicted model, not a curated record